AUGCGGUUGAUUCGCUUUCUUGAAUGCAGAUUUUGGAAUCCUUGGAGGAGAAAACUGGACCUUGAUCUAGAGGAAUUCAAUUACAAGGUUCUUGGUGAGAUUGGAGACGGUGCAUUCAACAAGGUUUACCGUUGCGUGAAUCGUGAAAAUGAACGUAUCGUGGCCAUCAAGGAGAUUGUAGUUACUGUGGAAAAUGCUCGGGCCUUGUUAGAUAGAAAAAUCUCUUCCCUUCAACAACUGCAACAUGUAAACGUUGUCAGGUUGCUGGAUACGUUCAGGAGGGGGCAACGCGUUUAUAUUGUUUAUGAGUAUUUUCUGUUUGAUCUGCUUUCUUUCAUUACUCUACCAAAUCAUCUGAAGAAUCCACUGCUGAGAAUCAACUUUUUGUAUCAGAUAAUCACUGUUGUAGCAUAUUACCAUGCUCAAGGGAUUCUUCACAGAGAUUUGAAACCGCAGAAUAUACUCGUUGAUUACUCUUACCAUUUAAUCAAGCUAGCUGAUUUCAACUUGGCCAGUGCAUUUGAAGCUCCUGAACAAUAUUAUGCUCUAACAGCUGUGGAGUACCGCGCGCCUGAACUCUUACUUGGACAUAAUGACUAUUCAAAGGAGGCUGAUAUGUGGUCUGUGGGCUGUAUAUUUGGAGAGUUGCUAAUCGGGCAAACUUUAUUUCCCGGUAAAAGCGAAGAAGAUCAAUUGAGAAGAAUUUUUUGCUUGUUAGGUACUCCAACUGAAGAUUCCUGGCCCGGAGUGACUGCACUAUUUAGUUCAAUUUCUUCCUUUCCCAUAUAUGAACCAAGGGGCUUGGCAGUAAAGUUCCCUGAUUUGGACGACCCAGCAGGCCUUGAUCUUCUUUCCAAAAUGCUUUGCUUGAACCCAGACCAAAGGAUUUCAGCUGAAGAUGCUCUUAAUCAUCCAUAUAUGAUCAAUGUACCGAGAUUAGUCAACGAAGCGAACCAAAGAGAUUUCCAGGCGCAAAGAAGGAAUACUUGAGGUUAUUUGAGGCUUGCUAAAAGUCGGCGAAUUCAAACCUUCCCUAGAUAAAUCAAUUCGCUGUUCAAUUUGUGGUAGGCAUGAAAGUAUAAUACUCUCUUCAUACUUG
Molecule: messenger RNA, 1099 nt
Organism: Neltuma alba
Lineage: Eukaryota; Viridiplantae; Streptophyta; Magnoliopsida; Fabales; Fabaceae
Product: cyclin-dependent kinase A-1-like
Exons: 9
Coding region: 1-990 (329 amino acids)
Biological process (GO): regulation of G2/M transition of mitotic cell cycle; protein phosphorylation; regulation of gene expression
Cellular component (GO): nucleus; cytoplasm; cyclin-dependent protein kinase holoenzyme complex
Molecular function (GO): cyclin binding; cyclin-dependent protein serine/threonine kinase activity; ATP binding
Source: RefSeq, a predicted model, not a curated record